CCCGAGACGUGUUCAUGUUGACUAGCUAACUGAUGGUAGACUUGGGCAUGGCCCAAUACCCCGCUCGAAGCCCAAUCUCGUUCGGUGGCCAGGAAACGAUGUCGCAGUGCGUGCUCCGGUCCUGAACCGAGCCUGCUGCACCAUCCGUGGUCUGAUUGCCGCCCCGCCUGCUCUUGCAAGAAAUCCCGAAACUCUCUCACUUGUCUUCAUUACAAACGCCCAAGACUGCCAGGAUGGCGUCUUCUGCAUCGCAGGCUAGCGAGAGGACAGAGGCAGGGCCUUCAUCUGUACCGUCCGAGCCGCCUCAAUUGCCGCCGCUCUACCUUCCAACGCCUUCAGAGUUGUUACCACCUUCGCGCCUUUUGAACGCAGCACACGACUUGAUCUCUAUAUUCGGAUUACAAGCCAUCUAUAAUGAAGCUGUCAGACCUUACAUCAAGGAAAGGCCGCCGCUGGAGCCGUCAGCCGGCAAGGAUCAGGCCGUAGGUGCAGGCGCAGCUUCCGGUGCAAGUGCUGGGGCUGGGGCAGGACAAUCGGGUUCUCGCUCAGCAGGAGCUAUGAAUAGUCCAGCAGGCACAGCCGUUCUGACUCCCAGACCCACACCUGCAGGCACGGUUGUACAGCCAUUAGCAGGGGUGGCAGGCUCUCCCAGUGCGGCCACCCGGACGAUUGUCGGCUCGUCCCCUCAAGCUGCAUUCGGUUCCAUCUCGUCCAUAUCCGCACAAAAGACAGCUCCAGCGGCGGGGGCAUCCGGACCGAACUUCGGUCCUUCCCCCCGGCCUACGCCCCUUGCAACUGCAGCAGGUACACCUAUGGUAGGCAGCAGCAGCAGCAUUUUGGGUGACGCGUCUGCAAGUACCAGAAACAGGGGCACUGGCGUAAGUGCAAACAAGGCGGAUCCUCCGAAGCCUCCGCGCAGCUGGGCACACUUUGUCGAGGACUUGCCGGGUAAAGUCAAGCCCAAGCCGCCGUCUUCAUCCAAAUAUCGCUCUCGGGAGAAAGACAACAUGCCGGAUCACACCAUGCGCAACAUCAUCUUCAAACCCGAAACUACGAUUCACCGCAUCGUGCCUUUCGAUGAAGAGAUGCUGCGCAAUUUCAUCGUGACGCCCGGAAAGGGCGGAGAGGAUAUGGACCUCAGCAGGCUCGAGUCGGAUGAUGAAGAGACGCAGAUGCCGAAGAAGAAGAAGCCAAAGCGGCCGCGACAGCCGGAUGGCGCGGCUGCGACUCUGAACGCAGAGGUAAGCGCCAAACGUCAGAGGCGAUGAGGUAUACCUCGUGCGAUGAGUCAGCUUCGGAGCAAGAUGGCAGGUUGCAAACGUUCAAAUUGUAGCAUACAGAAUCCAGCACACAGGGUCAUCAAUUAGACAACGCUUAUGUAGCAAUGUGUCGC
Tilletiaria anomala UBC 951 is the source of this 1393-nucleotide messenger RNA. RefSeq lists its product as uncharacterized. The record is from RefSeq and is a predicted model, not a curated record. NCBI's taxonomy places the organism in Eukaryota, Fungi, Basidiomycota, Exobasidiomycetes, Georgefischeriales, Tilletiariaceae. Bases 234 to 1268 code for a protein of 344 amino acids. The transcript has a single exon.